UAGCUCGUCGGAAUGUGAUUUUUUUUUAAUAAAAAAAAAUGGCGGACACUGAAAUUGAUGUGGAGGCAAAAAUCACCAGACAGUCCCUCAUGAUGCCCAACCUACCCAAAUCCCUUACCAUAGAGGAAAAGAAGUACCUCCUGGCAAUAGAAAGAGGAGACAUGCCCAACGUCCGAAGAAUGUUGCAAAAAGCCAGCCGAAAACAAAAUUUUGACAUCAACUGCGUCGACAGUUUGGGCAGAGGCGCUCUAACUAUUGCCAUAGACCAAGAAAAUCUGGAAAUGGUAGAACUGUUGGUCAUUAUGGGGGUGGAAACCAAAGACGCUUUGUUGCAUGCCAUCAACGACGAGUUCGUGGAAGCCGUUGAAUUGCUACUAGAACACGAAGAGUUGAUUCACAAAGAGGGGGAACUCUAUAGUUGGCAGAAAGUUGAUAUCAAUACGGCGAUGUUCACCCCGGAUAUAACUCCUUUGAUCUUAGCAGCCCAUAGAAAUAAUUACGAAAUUUUGAAAAUUCUUUUAGAUAGAGGAGCUACGAUUCCAAUGCCACAUGACAUCAAGUGCGGCUGCGAAGAGUGCAUCAAGGAGUCAGAAGAAGACUAUCUAAGACACUCGUUGUCAAGGUUAAAUGAAUAUAAAGCUUUAGCGAGUCCUUCUUUGAUUGCUCUGUCGUCAAGCGACCCUAUAUUGACAGCGUUCCAGCUGUCGUGGGAGCUGCGGAACUUGGCCUUUGCCGAACCGGAAUGUAAAUCCGAAUACAUGGAACUAAGAAAACAGUGUCAACAAUUCGCUGUAGAUCUUCUCCACCAAUCCAGAAGCUCGCAAGAACUGGCCUUCAUUCUUAACCACGACCCGGAUAGUCCUCCCUAUGAAGAGGGCGAACACAUGAAAUUAGCCCGGUUGGAACUAGCCAUCCAGUACAAACAGAAAAAGUUUGUGUCGCACCCGAACAUCCAGCAACUCCUGGCAGCAAUCUGGUACGAAGGCGUCCCAGGUUUUCGGAGAAAAUCUGCAGUCCAGAAAGUUAUGAUCAUUGUAAAAGUAGCCGUUUUGUUCCCUUUUUACUGUCUCCUGUACAUGAUUGCUCCCGAAACCAAAACCGGGAAAUUAAUGCGGAAACCUUUCAUGAAAUUUUUGAUACACGCGUCGUCGUACCUUUUUUUCUUGUUCCUACUGAUUCUGGUGUCCCAACGAGCCGAAGACCAAAUCAUCGAGCUAUUCGGAACGGAAAGCAUGAAGCUAAGCGUGCAAGAGAAGUACCAGAAGCAGCGAGGAAACCCACCCACGAUUCUCGAAUACGUGGUACUAGUUUACGUACUCGGUUUCAUUUUCGAAGAAACCCACGAGAUUUAUGUGGAGGGUAUGAAGUCGUACUUACGGAAUUUGUGGAACUUCAUCGACUUCACUCGGAACUUUUUGUACACCGCUGUGUUCCUACUAAGAGUGGCAGCGUACAUCCAGCAGACGUCCGAAAUCGAGAAAAACCCCACAACUGCCUAUAUUCGAAGAGAGCGCUGGCAGGAUUUCGACCCGCAGCUCAUAGCCGAGGGGCUUUUUGCAGCCGCUAAUAUCUUCAGUGCCUUAAAACUAGUUCACCUCUUUUCCAUAAACCCUCAUUUGGGGCCUCUGCAGAUCUCCCUCGGUAGAAUGGUCAUCGACAUCGUCAAGUUCUUUUUCAUUUACACUUUGGUACUAUUCGCUUUCGCGUGCGGUUUGAACCAACUGCUUUGGUACUUCUCCGAUUUGGAAAAGCAGAAGUGUUUCCAUCUACCAACCGGCGAGCCGGAUUUUGAUGGAGCUGGAGACGCUUGCAUGAAAUGGAGACGUUUUGCCAACGUGUUUGAAUCGUCGCAGUCGCUUUUUUGGGCUAGUUUUGGCAUGGUGGACCUCGGCAGCUUCGAACUCACCGGAAUCAAAACCUACACCCGAUUCUGGGGUUUGUUGAUGUUCGGGUCGUACUCAGUGAUCAACGUGAUCGUACUCUUGAACCUCCUCAUCGCUAUGAUGUCAAAUUCCUACGCGAUGAUCGACGAACACUCCGACACCGAAUGGAAGUUCGCCAGAACCAAACUCUGGAUGAGCUACUUCGAAGAAAGCGCCACUCUCCCAUCACCAUUUAACAUCUUCCCGAAACCCAAACACUUGCUCAAGCUCUUUGGUCUCCGCAAGAAAGACAAGUUGAGGAAAAUGUCCACGAAGCGACGAAACCGGGAAGAAAAAGAGCGCGACUACAAAUACACGGCGGUUAUGAGAGCCUUGGUUUGGCGGUACGUUUCAGCCAUGCAUCGCAAGUGUGAAGAAAACGUGGUCACUGAAGACGACAUCAACGAAGUGAAGAGCGACAUUUCGUCGUUCCGGUACGAGAUUUUGGAAGUUUUGCAGAAGAACGGGAUGGAUAUUUCGUGCGCGGAGCGCAAAGAGAAGGCGGUUUUGGGGAAGAAGAUGAAGAUCUGGGAGCGGCGGUUGAUGAAAGAUUUCAAGGUGGCACCAGUGGUGAUUGACGAAGAGGCGGAGUUUAUUUACCAGCCGCCUCCCGAAGGGGAGGAUUCGCUGGCUAAGUUUAGAAGAAUCGCCAAAUUGGCGGUGAUGAACUCGAAUUUGAAUAAGUGGCGACAAGUGGUUAAAGGGGCUUGUAUAGCGUCGCAGAUUGGACACUGCCACAGGAGGGAUUCGUUUAAAAAGCAGCAAAAUCUGCAACGCGCUAUGGAGGAAGCCAAAAAGUUGAAAGUCAAAAGUCCGGUUCAAAGUCGGGCACCUACACCCAUCGAACUUCCGGAUACCACUGGUUCGAACAUAAUCAGAAUAAUUAGGGAGUUCACUCCUGAUAGUUUGGAACCACCGAAGUAUAGUUUGAGCCCGAGUCCAACCAUUUUGCAAAAGUCGGGCGAUAAGGGACCCAUAAUUUCGAUUUCGCCCCCUCAAAACGACGAACGUGGGAAAGAAGAGCCCGAUUUAAUCAAUCUAGAGAGUGCCAAAACGUCACCAAUUCUUCCACCCAAAGGUUUCCUCAAAAAAAAGACUUCGUUGGAGUCGUUGGAUAAACUGAUUGACGGUAACCUCGAUCAGGGUAGGUCUUCGGACUCUAAUUCUUUAGACGAAGACAAAGUACUUAGAGAUGAGUCAGUAACGUCACCGUCCAGUGACGACAAAAGUUUAGAUAGUUUGACCAAAAAGUCUUUCUCUCCCGACUCAGAAAGCGCGGACAAAAAAAGCGACGAAAUCGUGGAAUCCAAAAAUGUUACUUUCAAUUUAGACCAAACGUAUGAAGAAAAUAAGAGUGAGUUCAAAGGUGCGGGAGGGAUUUUGAAAAAGAUAGAGAAGUUAGAAGAGGCGUUAGAAACCAGUCAAGAUGUAGAAGUCAAGGUUGAGGUGGAAGCUUCCGAUCUUGAACCAAUUGAGAAACCAGAAGACGACAAUACAAAUGUUGAUGUAGAAGGUGAAGAUGGACCAAUGGUGAAAGAAGAAGUAGCAUUAGGUGAAAGUACUAAAACUGACGACGAAAAAGAAAAUGACACCUACGCUAAAGAUGAAGCACCAACUACUCAAGAAGAGGAAGAUACAGAGGCAGCAAAAGCUACAGUCCGUGAAGUAGAGGCCGUAAGCGGUGCAGAUACUACAGCUACUAAAGACGAAGAAGUUGAUGAAGAAAAGAAAGAUGAAGGUGAUAAAGCUGCCAAAAUUGAAGAGGUGGCUACUAAAAUGGAGCUUAAACCAACAGUCGAGGAAGACCCAGUUCUGGAUAAAUCGCCGCUAUCAGUCAGAAAUAUCAGAAGAAUAAAUGACAGCAGCAGACGUCAGCCAAGAACUGGUUGGCUUUAAAAUAUAGUUUAAACAGUGGGAAUUAAAAUUUUGAUAAAUAUGAAUUUAAAAACAAUAGAAAUGAGGAAAAGAAAAAUAACCGUGAAUAAUAAUUUUUGUAGAAUUUUUAUCAACAACAAAAUUAAAUUGUAACGAAUGCCUUAAACACUAGUACCUGGAAAACUACUACGAUCUUGCCAUAUACAAAGUUUGUAUUGUCAUAUCCGAUGAUGAAAAACAUUUUGGGACCAAAAACACUGUCCUUCAGUCUUUAGAUCUGUAUGGUGUUACAAAUACCGGGUGAUUGUGUUUUUUUGUCAGGUUGGCAACAUCUGACAUGCUAACAUUGCUGCCAAUUAUUCAAAAUUACCAACACAAGUCAUCUGGUAGUUUCACAAUGGAUUUUUAAAUACAUUUGGACUAUUUUCUGUGUUAAACAAUGCUCGAUUUUUUUAUCUUCGUUUCGUGAUUCCACAUCACUUAAAAUUAAGCACCUUACUUGUUGAAUUCGUAUUAAUAUAAAAAAUAUUUGUUCUUUUUUUCAAUAUCGAACCUCUUCCUGUGGUUGUUAUGAAACGCGACAAAGAGAGACAGUGAAAUAAUUAAGUGUUCUGUCAGUCAAUAUUUGAAAAUAAAAUACACGAUGAUUAUCCGCUCCAUCUGUGCGGAAUAAAGCGUUUGCUGGAUAAACUCUCUCUUCAUCGCGUUUUUCCUUCGUCAAAUAAUAAUUAAAUCGAUACAACAAUAAUGUGUGUU
Zophobas morio is the source of this 4553-nucleotide messenger RNA. Its product is annotated as transient-receptor-potential-like protein. The record is from RefSeq and is a predicted model, not a curated record. The transcript is spliced from 13 exons. Gene Ontology annotation, biological process: calcium ion transmembrane transport; regulation of cytosolic calcium ion concentration. NCBI's taxonomy places the organism in Eukaryota, Metazoa, Arthropoda, Insecta, Coleoptera, Tenebrionidae. Gene Ontology annotation, molecular function: inositol 1,4,5 trisphosphate binding; protein binding; store-operated calcium channel activity. The coding region runs from base 39 to 3818 and encodes 1259 amino acids. Gene Ontology annotation, cellular component: cation channel complex; plasma membrane.